Messenger RNA from Hyla sarda, 2421 nucleotides. RefSeq names its product replication factor C subunit 5 (gene RFC5). The record is from RefSeq and is a predicted model, not a curated record. The transcript has 12 exons. Gene Ontology annotation, cellular component: DNA replication factor C complex; nucleus. NCBI's taxonomy places the organism in Eukaryota, Metazoa, Chordata, Amphibia, Anura, Hylidae. Gene Ontology annotation, molecular function: DNA binding; DNA clamp loader activity; ATP binding. Bases 287 to 1255 code for a protein of 322 amino acids. Gene Ontology annotation, biological process: DNA-templated DNA replication; DNA repair.
UUGAAGAUUCCCUGGUUGGAAAGAACACGCUUCAAACUAAAAAAAAAUCAAGAUCUCACACAGUAAUGUCAGCAAAAAAAUCGAACUUACGAGACUAGGAAUGUUCCGGACACAUCACCGUGAAAGCCUGUGUUGCCAGGACCAUCUACUCAACUUUACUGGGACCACACAUGCAUACUGAGUCCGGACGCCGCUCCGUGUCAGCGCCGACAGAUACCCUCACUGCGAGACUGCCACUCCCGAGGAUGCCGGCUGCAUUCCGCCAGUAAGCAAAAAAACUACAUUAAUGGCACACAGGGUGGAAAAGUAUCGUCCCCAAACACUUGAUGAUUUGAUCUCCCAUCAGGAUAUCCUGAGUACAAUUCAAAAGUUUAUAAGUGAAGACAAACUGCCCCACCUUUUAUUCUAUGGACCUCCUGGAACUGGCAAAACUUCCACAAUCCUUGCCUGUGCAAAACAGCUUUAUAAAGAUAAAGAGUUCAACGCUAUGGUUUUAGAGUUAAAUGCAUCUGAUGAUCGUGGCAUAGAUAUUGUCAGAGGCCCCAUAUUAAGUUUUGCCAGCACAAGAACAAUAUUUAAAAAAGGCUUUAAACUUGUGAUCUUGGAUGAAGCAGAUGCAAUGACUCAAGAUGCACAGAAUGCUUUGAGACGAGUGAUUGAGAAGUUCACAGAGAACACUAGAUUUUGUAUGAUUUGCAAUUACUUGUCAAAGAUCAUCCCAGCUUUACAGUCCCGAUGCACAAGGUUUCGCUUUGGUCCUCUGAGUUCUGAAAUGAUGGUCCCCAGGCUGGAAUAUGUUGUUCAGCAGGAAAAUGUGGAUAUUGCUCCAGAUGGAAUGAAGGCCUUGGUGACCCUGUCUAGUGGAGAUAUGCGUAGAGCUCUAAAUAUACUGCAGAGUACAAACAUGGCUUACGGGAAAGUGACAGAGGAUACAGUAUAUACCUGCACUGGUCAUCCACUGAAAGCAGACAUUGCCAAUAUUCUGGAUUGGAUGCUCAACAAGGAUUUCAGUACUGCAUACAAAAAUAUUAUGCAACUGAAGACUCUCAAAGGCCUGGCUCUUCAUGACAUUCUCACUGAAGUACAUGUCUAUGUACACAGAGUGGAUUUUCCAGCGUCUGUUCGAAUACAUUUGUUAACAAAGAUGGCUGAUAUAGAGUACAGACUGGCUUCUGGGACUAGUGAGAAGAUUCAGCUUAGCUCCCUAAUAGCUGCGUUCCAGGUCACCCGAGACAUGAUUGCUGCGGAAGCUUAGAGUGGGAUGUGGCAACUUGACAGAUGUGUGGUCAAGGUUACUCAAGGACAAUACAAAAACUGUAACUAGAACAUACAUGGGUUGUUCUAUUUUUGGAACAGAGACUGGAUGUUUGCAGUUGCAAGAACAUUUGGGAACAGCUCGUAUACUGCAUGGUCCCUGGGGGCAUGAACAUUACAUUGCCUGACGGGUUCAAUGCAGAAAUAAAUAAAAUGAAUAUAUUUUUUUUCUUGAAGUUAUUUUUAAGAAUUGUGGUCACUGCACAGUGCUGGGUCAGGAGUGCACUGUAUAAAACGACUUUUAUUUAUUUUUAUUUUUUUGCAUGCGUUGCAAAAGACACAUCCUGUGCUGGGAGGUUUCCUUAUCUGACUUCUACCAUAUUGUGAACUCCAUAAAAUGUAUUGCCCCACAACAUUGCACAAUUCCAUUAUUUUUUCCUUUUACCCUACAUAUCUUUUUAACAAAAAUUUUUCUUUUCCAUCCCUGUGGAUGGGGAAUCUCUACCCAGAGAUUUUCUGGGUGUAGAUUCCAUCUUUGCCGGGCGUCAGGAGAGCAAGCUGGCGCUAGGAUAGCUCAGAAUAAAUAGCAAUGCAUUUCCAAGCAGAUAUUACCUAAAGUAUGAACAAGUUAAUUCUUUUGGUGGAGUCUGAGAUCCAGAAUUUCUGCUUUAGAACAUCUGCCAUGGAAACAAUGGGAGGCUGCUGCACUGUAGAUUCUGCAGCAAAAAUAAAGUCUUAAACCAAAACCGCCUCCAUUUUUGGCUGGAGAACUUCAUUUGCUUUCAUGGAGCUCUUGUGUGGUGUCAAAAUCCUAAAUAUACUUCAAUCUCCCCAAAAUACAUUGCCCUAAGUCAAGUUGUCUGUAUGGCUUCUUCUGCUUUAGGGCCUCAUGUCUUAUAUAUCGGCUAACAGGUGAUUCCAGGAGUUCUCCAAAGUUAAGACUGCUGCAAUGAGUUUUUAUGAAGAACAUAAGAUUAUUCUUUUUUCAGGCAGACCCCAGUUAGGAUAAUAUGUACAUAUUGAACUAUUACAGUAGUCCCUCAAGUUUCAAUAUUAAUUGUUUCCAAGACGACCAUUGUAUGUUGAAACCAUUGUACGUUGAGGCCAUAAGUCUAUGGAAACCUGGUAAUUGGUUCUGAAGCCUCAAUGUCAUCCAAAAAUAGGGGA